This is a messenger RNA of Blepharisma stoltei, 3321 nucleotides long. The record is from the annotation of a GenBank genome assembly. NCBI's taxonomy places the organism in Eukaryota, Ciliophora, Heterotrichea, Heterotrichida, Blepharismidae.
AUGAGUGACAUGGAAAUCCAAUUAGUAAAUGCAAUCGAAGCGCUUUCGAAAAUUCCAGAAAAGUACAUAUGCAAUCAAGAGUAUAAAACUCUGAGAGCUAAUUCAAAGCACCUGUGAGUUAGUGAAGCCUCUACUAACAAAUAUUCCAAAGAAUCUUGAAAAAUUAGCUUUCUUAGUGACUUAUUUCGAUUUAUUAUUAACGAAGGCAACGAAGUCUUCCACGAAUGAAAGGAAUUAGCAUUGUUUUAUAUUGAGCAAAUUCAGGGAUUUGAUAUCGAUUGCUCUGUGCUUGAUUUUCAAGCUCUUGCAUAUUUCUUGGAAAGCUUGAAGGAUAUGGCAUGUUUGACAUUGAAACAGGAAUAUUGCAAAUCUAAGUUUGAAUACAUCAAGAAUCGAGCUAGGCAGAUUGACUGUGCAUCUGAGCAUAUUUCAGAAAUAGACAAAGAAUGAAUUCGGAAGAAUAUUAAGAUUUCAUUGUUCUCUUAUUUGUUUGAUAAAGAUCCAGAUUUCGCAAAUUUCGAUGAGAGUUUAGAAGAAGUGCUAAAGCAUACAUAUUGGUCUAAUUUCUUGUAUGAGACUGAAGUAGGGUAUCUUCUCUCAGACAGCUGUAUCCUUUUAAAUAUUAGAUUUAAUGGGCCUGAGCCAAAACAUAAACUUUGUAUGCUUUUAGCAUUUGGUGAACAGCUUUAUAAAAUUUUAAAACAAAGAAAAAAUAUUAUAAAGUUACCACUAAAAAGACUGAGGAAUGAUGAAGACGAAGAAAAAAAAGAAGAAGAAGAAGAAGAAGAAGAAGAAGAAGAAAAAAAUAAAGAAAAACGAACUAAAAAGACAAAGAAAAGUGCAAAGAAGAAGAAGAAGAAAAAUAUUAAAAAGAAAAAGGAGGCAAAAGAGAAAGAGAAGAAAGAAGAAAAAGCAUACAUGAAUGAAAUCGAGGAGUUACAUAUAAGAAAUAGACUAACUACCCUUCUUGACAUGCCAUUAUAUUUCGUAAGUAAUGAAGCAGCUCAACUUUUACUUGAAUAUACAAUUUCAAAUAAAGAUGUGCUUAUUCAAGACUUUGAAGAUGUAAAUUUAGACCCUGAGCACUGAAAAGAAAACAAUAUCAUUCAAUACGAGCCAUUUCAAUUAGAUUAUUCAAAAUUAUGGGCAAUAAUUUCACAUCUACCUCGGGACUGAAAAAAUUGCAUCAGAUCAAUAAAGCAAUUAGCUGAGUUUUAUCCUCAUAUCGAAAAAGCUAUUUCAGCAUUUUCUAGCUCUAUGGAAUUUUUAGACCAUAAAAGCAUGUUUUUGGUAAUUUGCUGACUGUUUUAUGAAAAUCCAUGUCAAAAGCAUUAUUGGCGAAAACUAUGUGAGAAAUUAACAGAUAUUAAAUUUGGUAGUUUUUGAAAGCAGCUUGAAGAAGAUGGUUAUAAAGAAUUAAAAGAAUCUGAAGGUGGAAAUUUUCUAGCUCUUUAUUAUAUAUAUGACUAUUUCGUAAGAGCAAUCAAGCUUUCCAAUAAGCAAAAUCUAUUUCUUAACGAAUUUGACUCUAUUUCAAACAUUUCGCGCUUUAAUUUUCCUUUUGCAAAAAAAUUAUGCGAAGAAGAAAUAUCAAAAAUUAAAGCAAUAUUUUCCACAGAGUAUAUUAGAUCAAGAUAUAGAGAAAAUAGUUUUUCUUAUGAUGAAGAAUUGCUUGAUGAGUUUUUAAGAAAGACAUUUAUGUUCGAUUUAGGAGAAAAAAAUACAUCAGCAAGAGUUUUGAUAAAUAAUUAUACAAUCGUCAACAGUUAUGCUUGAAUUAGAGACCCUACCAUUCGAUUUUCUUACUUGCUUACUUAAUUACUUAUUUAACUGGCAUUUAAGGCGUCUAGUGACGCAACCUAAUAAACUGAGAAAAUUAGCAGAACUAAUUUCUAUCGAACCGAAUGCAAUAUUACAACUCGAUUUUCAGGGAUUACGUAUUCGUUGCUAAAUUGCUUUUCAAGCUUUAUUAGUUUUAAAAAAUGUAACAAUCUUGAAGAAAGAAUCCUUAGUAUAGAGAUUCCAUCGUGCAUCCUAUUUUUUGAUUUUUUGAAGAAAAUAAAUAAAUAUGCCGCAGAGCUAAUGGCUGAUCCUGCAAAUUACAAUGAUACUUUAGAAAAUCAAAUUAAUCAUAUUGAAAGCUUCGCAAAUGAAGAAAUUAUCAGCAUAGACUUUGUACCCGAAGAUUCAGACUUGAAAAAUAUGAUACAAUUAAUGUCCUCAACCCUUCUUGGUGAUUUACAAAAAAUUUGAAUGAAAAAAACAAUUGGUGCGCUAUGAAUUCAAAGAAAAAAGUAUAUAGCAAGCUAUAACAAAUUAUGCAAAGAAUACUCAAAAGAGUAUCCAGAUGAUUAUAACUAUCUUAUUAAUUCUGCAGAAUAUGAUUGAACGAAAGCGAUCAAAUGUUUCCUAGUUCACCUACCUGAAAUGAUGAAUACACUUUUAGGAAUCAGUAAAAGUGUAGAAGCAAGUAAAGUUUUUUGACUGGCAAAUCCAUUUUUCAAAACUCUGCUGAGUCAGAAUAUGUAUGAGCUAUGGCAAAAGCUUUUCCUAAAAAGUCAUAUCCUGCAAUCAUUGAUUAUCGACACAUUUUAUAGCAUUGAGGAGACUUUAGGGCCCAUUAAUAUGAUAGAAACUCAAUUUUACUUUUCCGCCUUUGAUAAAUCAUCUGUAGAUUUUGGGAUUGUUGAGAUCAGAAGUGACAUAAAAAUAUUAAUCAAACAAUUUACAAAAAUUCCUACUAUAAUGGAAUGCUACCGUGAAGUUAUUUCUAAUGUAGAAAUAAAUGAAGUGGAUUAUGAAGGUUUUGUUGAAGAAAUUUUAGCAAAGACAUAUUUGAUAAAGUUUCCUAAGGGUGAUUUUGGUAGAGCAACUUGCAAUAAUUUUAUAUUCAUCUCAACCUUCUCAGAAACAGAUGAUAUUGAGUUGCAAAAGGGGGCAAUAUUAGUGACUUUUCUUCAUGAAAUUAGCCAUUUAUUGGGAAGAUAUAAAACAGAAAAUUUAUCUCAAAAAUUAAAGUACGAUUCUCCAAUUAUUGAUAAAUACCCUAAAAGUGAAGCAGGAAAACAAAUAGAAAAAAUAAUUUUUGAUAUAAUUCCUGAAAAAUUGACGAAAUCUGCAGCUCAUUAUUUGUGUAGUUUACGUAAAAUUGAUAAUUUAGGAGAUUUCCAAUUUGAAUUCGUCAACUUAAACUCUGAAUCAGGAGAUCAUGUCAACCUAUCGCGGAGAGGUUUAAAUGAAGAUUACGUAAUACUUGGAUCUUGUGGAAACAAAAAGCCAAUUAUACGCGAUUUUCAAUUUUUAAUUCAGAAAAAUAAUUAA